This is a messenger RNA of Mercenaria mercenaria, 17458 nucleotides long. RefSeq names its product ryanodine receptor-like. The coding region runs from base 363 to 16244 and encodes 5293 amino acids. Gene Ontology annotation, cellular component: smooth endoplasmic reticulum; Z disc; sarcolemma. Gene Ontology annotation, molecular function: ryanodine-sensitive calcium-release channel activity; calcium ion binding; protein binding. The record is from RefSeq and is a predicted model, not a curated record. NCBI's taxonomy places the organism in Eukaryota, Metazoa, Mollusca, Bivalvia, Venerida, Veneridae. Gene Ontology annotation, biological process: intracellular calcium ion homeostasis; calcium ion transmembrane transport. The transcript is spliced from 118 exons.
CUUUUAUUGGUGGCUGCACUUGAUUAGCGGGAACUAUCGGAAAAGUUAAUAUGGUCUCUAGAGGCCCCAUGGGGCUGAUUCUGGAGAUAUACUCUUGUUCAUAAUUGGAUAUUAAUGGAUAUUACAAGAGAACUGAAAAACAGAGAAAUGCAUCAGUUAGUCAACACUUGAGUGUGCAUGCAGGCUGCAUGUUUGUUCUUUCAUUUCGGAAUAUUUCUUCUAAAACAACUGGAUUUAUGUCAAGUGAUAUAAAACAAUGUUGUAUUUCGACUGCAUUUGGAUUAAUUGUUUUCAAGGCCAGUGUAUGUGAAAGUCUGUUUUAAACUAUUCAAGGAUUAUAGAAAAAAGGAUAUAAGAAAAACAUGGGCCGUAUGAAAGGAGAAGAUGAGAUUGAAUCAGAAGGUGGUGAAACCGUCAGAUGUAAUGAUAUGGUAUGUCUGAGCUGUGUGAUUUCACCAUCACGAGACAGCCCCAGCGACCGAGUAUGUCUAGCCGCAGAAGGAUUUGGAAAUCGUAUGUGUUUCCUAGAAAACACUUCCAUGAAGGACAUACCUCCAGACAUAUCAGUAUGCGUGUUUGUACUGGAGCAAGCACUUUCGGUGAGGGCUUUGCAGGAAAUGGUGACGUCGUCCUCCCAGGAUUCCACAGCAGCACAGUCAGGUCAUAGAACACUCCUGUAUGGACAUGCAGUACUUCUUCGUCAUCUCCAUAGUAACAUGUAUUUAUCAUGUUUAUCAACGAGUUCAUCCAAUGACAAGUUAGCAUUUGAUGUGGGACUCAACGAGGCUGCUGAAGGUGAAGCCUGUUGGUGGACAAUACAUCCUGCCAGCAAACAGAGAUCAGAGGGAGAGAAAGUUCGAGUUGGUGAUGACCUUAUCUUGGUCAGCGUUUCCUCAGAAAGAUACCUGCAUAUUGGCAGUGGAUCAGAGGUUAUUGCAUCCUUCCAACAGACACUAUGGACAGUUGUUCCAAUGAGCUCAGGUGCUAUCAGAGUCAAAUCUAUGGGCUAUGUAUUUGGUGGCGAUGUAUUACGAUUGUUCCAUGGCCACAUGGAUGAAUGUCUUACAAUACCCGAAGCUGGAAGUGACAAUGAAUUCAAUUGUGUGAUGUAUGAGACAGGAGCAGUUUGUAGUCAUGCAAGGUCACUCUGGAGAUUGGAAUUCAACAAAACUAAAUGGGCAGGAGGAUUUAUGGGAUGGGGUCAGCAAGUGCGUAUCCGACAUGUGACCUCAGGUCGUUACUUAGGAGUCACCCAUGACAACAAUGUCAUUACUGUACAUAGAAACAAGGCAGAUGAGGACACAUGCUCUUUCUACCUCAGAAUGACAAAGGAUGACAAGAAGCUGUCUGAAGGACAUGAAGAUGAGGGUAUGGGUAAAUCAGAUCUCAAAUAUGGUGACUCUGUAGCCUUCGUCCAGCACUGUGCCACUGGCCUGUGGCUUUCAUAUCAAACAUUUGAAACAAAGAAACGAGGAGUGGGUCGUGUUGAAGAGAAAAAGGCAGUGAUGUUGGUGGAAGGCCAUAUGGAUGAUGGGAUCACAUUAUCUCGAGCUCAGGAGGAGGAGUCACGGUCUGCACGUGUCAUCAGAAAGUGCCAGUCUCUCUUUAACAGAUUUAACAAGGCUUUAGACUUACUACGAAGUGAAGGUCGUAACAGUAUAGCAUGGUCACGGAUAAAACUAACGGAAGUUGUGAAGUGCCUUACAGAUCUCAUAGACUACUUUCAACAGCCAGGAGCGGAUGAAGAGCAUGAGGAGAAGCAGAACAAGCUGAGAGCAUUACGUAAUCGUCAGGACCUGUUUCAAGAGGAGGGUAUGAUAGCUCUCAUUCUCGAGACAAUCGACAAGUUCGGACAGUACAAGAGCAAGAGACAGUUUGCUCACUACGCUGGCGAGGACUCGGCCAACAAGUAUGAUGAUAUCUCCAGUUACCUGUAUCUUCUCCUCGCUGCAAUGAUUCGCGGAAAUCGUGCUAACUGUGCUCAGUUUGCCCAGUCUUACAGACUAGACUGGUUAGUACAUAGACUGGAGAGCCAGAUGUCUUCCAAAGGUGUCCUUGAUGUACUUCACUGUGUGCUGAUUGACUCCCCUGAAGCCCUAAACAUGAUCAAAGAAAAACACAUCAUUACCAUCAUCUCACUCAUUGACAAACAUGGCCGUGAUCCUAAGGUGCUCAAUGUGUUGAAGUCUCUGUGUGUUGGAAACAAUGUUGCUGUACGAACCAACCAAAACCUCAUCUGUGAUAAUCUUCUUCCCGGCUGUGACUUACUGCUACAAACAAAACUUGUAGACCAUGUCUUCAACAUGAAGCCAAAUAUCUAUGUUGGUCAGUGUGAAGGUUCUUCCAUGUAUCGAAAAUGGUACUUUGAGGUUGUGAUAGACCAAUUUGAAGAGGCCUCCCAUCUUCCACCCUUGUUGAGAAUAGGUUGGGCCAAUAGUAAUGGGUUUGUGCCUUACCCCGGUAGCGGAGAAGGUUGGGGAAGUAAUGGGGCUGGCGAUGAUCUCUUCUCAUUUGCCUUUGAUGGAGUAUCACUGUGGACAGGUGCCAAGCCUAAACAGGUUCGAGAUCUAAGCCUCACAUUCAAGAAGGGAGACGUAGUAGGUUGUGCCCUUGAUCUCACUGUGCCGCAGAUAUCGUUUUCAAUAAAUGGUGUACCAGUAAAAGGCCUCUUUAAGGAUUUCAAUAUGGAUGGCCUCUUUUUCCCAGUCGUCAGCAUGACUGCAUGUGUCAGUUGUCGUUUUGUGUUGGGAGGUGAGCACGGACGAUUGAAGUAUGGCCCGCCACAGGGUCACUCUCCAGCAAUAGAGUCACUCCUACCUAAGGUGAAACUAAAGAUAGAGCCAUGUUUCUUCUUUGGGGAUAUACAGAAGAAUGUUAUCAGUGGUCCGACAGAGAUCCUCGAUUAUGCACCGUUCGUUCCUGUACCUGUGGAAACUUCAAAUGUACAACUGCCUAUUUACAUCGAGAGUGUACGUGACAAGUUGGCUGAAAAUCUCCAUGAGGUCUGGACUAUGAACAAAAUAGAUCAAGGUUGGACAUGGGGAGAAACCCGAGAUGACCGACGCAAGAAAAACCCCAGUCUCACCAGUUUUGAGAAGAUCCCACACUCUGAGAAGAAAUAUGUUGUCACUGUUUCCUUCGAGACUUUAAGGACAUUGUUAGCACUUGGCUAUCAUGUUUCCAUGGAAAUCAAGGAACAGAAGACUAACAGAAUGAAGACAAUCAAACUAGGAAACAACUAUCUGCAAGGGAAUGGAUACAAGCCGACCCCUCUAGAUCUGUCAGGUGUAGAACUUGAUGAGAAGAUGAAUGAACUUGUAGAACUUCUGGCAGAGAAUACACACAACGUCUGGGCCAAGGACAGAAUCAAACAUGGCUGGACGUAUGGACUCUACGAGGACUCUGUAAACAAGAGAAAUCCACAUUUAGUGCCUUACAACAAAGUUGAGGAACAUAUCAAGAGGGCAAAUAGGGAUUCUGCUGCUCAAACAGUAAAGACAAUUUUGGCAUACGGUUACAACUUAGAGCCGCCAACGAGUGAACUUGGUGAAACAUCCGGACACCUUUCAGGAAGCAAACUAGAAAACCAUUUGGUUAUCCAUGGCUUAGCUAAAGCUGACAAGACUAGAGAAGAAAUCCUGAAGAAAACACGGACAUACAGAGCGCAGCUCAACAACGCUGUCAAGACAGGCAAAUGGUACUAUGAGGCUGAAGUGAUGACCCCUGGGUAUGUCAAGCUUGGCUGGGCAAUGGAGUCAGCAGAUCCUUCACAGGAGAUUGGUCUUGAUGGAAGCUCAUUCGCAUUUGAUGGGCUCUGUGGUCGUAAAUGGAACAUGGGAGCAGAAUUCUAUGGUAAGACAUGGAAGACAGGAGAUGUUGUUGGAUGUAUGCUGGACCUUCAUGACAGAACAAUCACAUUCUCACUGAAUGGAGAGUUGAUGAUGGAUUCCCUCGGACAGGAGAUUGCAUUCAGAAACAUCCAGACAGACGUGGCCUAUGUCCCGGCAAUAACUGUAGGGGCGUUCCAAUUAGUUAAAUUUAACUUUGGUCAGGAUGUGAACACACUGAAAUACUUCACAUGCUGUGGUCUACAAGAAGGCUAUGAGCCAUUCUGUGUGAACAUGACUCGUCAUAUGACACUUUGGUACACGAAAGAUCAGCCUCAGUUUCAGACAGUUACUCCAUCACAUUCAAGUGUUUCUGUUGCUAGGAUACCAGGAGGAAUUAAUGUAGCACCAUGCCUAAAGGUCACAUCGAAGACAUUUGGAACUUUAGAUGAUGUUAAGCUGGAAUAUUUACGUCUCAGUCUGCCUGUUAAAUGCAAGGAUGAAUUUGUUCCCAGGCAUAUGAGUGCCCACAUGGCAAUGGAGCGACGAAUGAACCUUGAAAACAUUCGACGUCAUGCCAUGGACAUUGAAGAGGAGCAAGAUGGAGGUACAGAUGGUGGUACGGAGAACUACAGUGACGCCAAUAUGAGCGAUGCUUCCAUAGAACGGGGAAGUAAAGUUAUAGCAGAUGCCUUACGUCGCCUUGUCAACAAUACAAGUAACCAUGACGACAGUCCUGCGCAUGAUAAUACUCCUACUACCAACUCUACUAACAAAGAUUUGAAAACCUCACCAUUGUCUUCAACACCUAAAGAUAAAAAAUCUAAACAUAAAGAAAUAAAAAUCAGUGAUGGUCAGUUGUCAAAAGCGUCGCCGGGCAGCAAAGGAUCUCACACGGGUAAUUCAACGUCUGGUACAAGGUCAUCAAAAUCAAGUAAUGAUGACGACCUUUCUCUCACAGGAAUGAGUCACAGUUUCACCGACGACACCAUUGACAGUCGUCGCUCUAAGUCGAAGGCGAAGUCACUGAAUCGGGGUCAUUCAUUGGAGGAGAAUGUCCCAGAUGGGGGUGGUCCCCGGCUCAAGGCAGCUGCUAGUGAAUCCAUGCUUGCAGGGGACCAUACUCUUGGUAUUCCUAUUGAUGGCAGAAAGGCAUCUUCAAAGUUGUCUCUCCUUGGAGAAAAGGUUAGUGACGCAGCUAGGCUCUUGACAGAAAAAGGUUCAAAGAAGGCUAAGACACCGUUUACAAUCUUCAAGAAGAAAUCUUCCAGAGAUCCAUCUCCAAAUGAUAGAAGUCGAACUAGAAGUCAGGAAUAUGGAAGUCUUGAUAGAAAUAAAGUCGGAAGAUCUGGAGCUGGGCGAUCUCCAAACAGAACAUCAACAUUACCUCUUACUCGCAUUAGUGAUGAUGCUGAUGGAAAUGGCACUGUGGGGACACCAAUGAUAAACAUGGAGGCCCCAAGGGGCAUGAUCCCAUAUGAAUUUCAGGAAUCUAUGGGAAGAGGUCGGGAGUUCAGCAGUGAUGGUUCGGACCCAGAUCUCACUGAGACAGAUCUAAUGGAGAUGAAUGCUUGGGCAGAACAUGUUGAUGAAUAUUACUACUCAGUAAGAAUAUUCCCAGGCCAGGAUCCAAGUCAAGUGUUUGUAGGCUGGAUGACCCCCGGCUUCCACUCAAUGGACCAACAUUUUGAUACAAGGAAAGUAAGGCAUACAGUGGUAUCUGUCCUGGAUGAUGAAUUCAGAAUCAAAUCAAGUGUUGGACGUAAGAAUUGUUACAUGGUUUGUGCUGGAGAUCUGCAGCAACGAUAUGGUGGGGGUGAUAGUCAGGAUGUUUCCUCUAAACGAGCCUCACCUGGGCUUCUCAUUGGCUGUACAGUAGACACCGCUACAGGUGUCCUCAGUUUCUCUGUCAAUGGCAAAGAGGUGGCCAAUAAAUUCCAGGUUGAACCAGGAACCAAGUUGUUCCCAGCUGUGGUCUGUGAACCAACAAUAAAGGAAAUGUUACAGUUUGAACUCGGUUCAACCAAGAAUGCCUUGCCACUGUCAGCAGCAGUAUUCCGAGGACCUAAGAGUGUGGUGCCAUCCUGUCCUCCGCGACUUGAUGUGCAAGCCUUGGUGUCAAGUUGCUGGGCCAGAGUUCCACAGAAUACUUCAUACAUCAUGUCACUCAAACUUUCAGCGGCCAGGGGCUGGAGUAUGCUGUCUGAAACCUCAGUACAAAUAAUGGCCGUGUACAUCCCAGAGGAGGACAGAUCUAUGGAUAUUCUAGAUCUAAUUGAGCAUCCACAUUUACUCAAUUUCCAUGCAGUAACUCUAGAGUUGUACCAGGCUGUGUGUUCCCACGGUAACCACAAUGUUGCCAGUAUUCUCACAGGACAUGUUGACAACCUGCAGCUUUUGUAUUGUCUACAGAGUCAAUAUUUGUCAGGUCCACUGAGGGCUGGUUUCCAUGACUUACUGAUUUCCAUGCAUCUUGAUUCUCACACCAGAGGAAGACAAUCUACUGAGAAGGAGUACAUCAUUCCUCUGACAAAGUCCAUGCAAGAGUUGAGUCUCUACCGACAACUGAGCCCAAACAGCGACGGCUUCAAGAUCAAACAUACCAUACCAAACAUGGAUGCCAGUGUUUCUAUCAGGCCUAAACUCUGCCUUCUCAAGAAAGAUAUCGAAGCAAGGAAUGAGACAAAGAACAGAGCUGAGACAUCACCAUUUUUCCCGAUGGAUCGACUGAAGAUGCAUAUGAUGAAGGCCCUUACAGAUGCUGUAGAGAAAGGGGCAGCACAUAUCAGAGAUCCUAUAGGGGGCAGUAAUGCUAACCUCUUUGUACCGUUGUUGAAGGCAAUAGACAACCUGCUAGUGAUGGGACUACUCACAGAUGAUGACAUGCAUCAGUUACUGUUCUUGAUAGAUCCAGAAACAUUUGAUGAAGUCACUUACAGGGCCAGGGCAAAGGGGAACGGUUUGCUUCACAUGAAACUGGAUGAACCAGUCAAAUUAGAGGUGUGCCGUAUUCUGCAACAUUUAUGUGACAUCCAGCUAAGACACAGGAUAGAGUCUAUUAUCGCAUUUUCUGGAGAUUUUGUUGGCUCCUGUCAGAAUGACCAGCUGAGACGUUAUGUUGAGAUAAAACAAGCCAACUUGCCAUCAUCUGUUACUGCCAGAAAAACCAGAGAAUUCAGAUGCCCUCCACAUGAACAGAUGAGAAACCUGCUCAGUUUCAAAAAUGAAGAGGAUGAACUAUUUCACAGUUGCCCAUGUCGAGAAGAUAUUCGUGAAAUUUUGUGGAACUUCCAUCGUAAUCUGCUCAAACACUGUGCCAUGCCAACAGCGAUUGGCGAAGAACUGGAAAAACCAGAGGAAAUCGAGAAGGAACCAGAGUCCACGUCUCUUACAGACAAAUUGUUACAGUUGGUAUGGAAAACUAAAGAAGAGGAAAAACAAGAAACAGAACCUGUACAUGAAGGGAAAAUAGAUUCUCUGCAGAAACUGAUACAGAAAACCAUGGUGAUGUGGGCUGAGGAAUCAUUUAUUACCUCCCCUGACCUGGUGAGGGAAAUGUUCAGCCUUCUACAUCGUCAAUAUAAUGGCAUUGGAGAGUUACUGGAAGGUCUGGAAAAAGCAUAUGUGAUCAGUAGUGCGAGUGAAGAUGAUAUUAACAACCUGUUAAAGGCGCUCGGCAACAUCCGUUCACUACUGCUGGUACAGGCGGGACCUGAUGAGGAGGAACUGAUGAAGAAUAGCCUCAAGGAUCUCAUGGACAACAAGGUAUUUUUCCAGCACCCAGAUCUCAUGAGAGCCCUUUGUCUGCACGAGACUGUCAUGCAACUCAUGGUGAACACCCUAAACAAGGCACAACAACAACAGUCUGCUGCAGGUGGCGACCUCAAUGUCAGUAACCAACGACGACAAUCUACAGUGCCAGCUGGUGCCAUGGAAAGCGGUUUAGAAUCUAGCAAGGAUGCCGCUGCGGAGAUGGUUGUCAUGUGCUGUAGGUUUCUCUGUUAUUUCUGUCGUACCAGUGGUCAGAACCAGAGAGCAAUGUUUGAACAUCUUAGUUAUCUACUCGACAACAGUAGCAUGUUGCUAGCUCGACCAUCACUGAGAGGCUCCUGUCCUCUCGAUGUUGCCUAUUCCUCCCUGAUGGACAACAACGAGUUGGCCCUGGCAUUGAGAGAGGCCCACUUGGAGAAGAUAGCUAUGUACCUAUCCAGAUGCGGUCUACAGUCCAACUCGGAGCUCCUUGAGAAAGGCUACCCUGAUAUUGGCUGGGAUCCUGUUGAAGGAGAGAGAUACCUAGAUUUCUUCAGAUUCUGUGUCUGGGUUAAUGGUGAGACAGUUGAAGAGAAUGCCAACCUGGUUGUCCGUCUGCUGAUCAGACGCCCUGAAUGUCUAGGUCCUGCCCUGAGAGGUGAAGGUGGGGGUCUGCUCAAAGCAAUGAAGGAUGGAAUAAAGAUGUCUGAGCAGAUUGCUGCUGCACGUGAUGGGGCCUCAUGCAUGUUCCUCUCUGCAAUGAAUGAUGAUGAUGACUCUGAUGGAAAAUAUCUCUUCCAGAGCAAGUUUGAUUUCUCGACAUUGCCGCCAGAAGAUGAUGAGGAUUAUGUAGACAUGGGAGGAGCAAUCCUCAACUUUUACGCUAGUCUCGUUGACCUACUGGGUCGAUGUGCACCAGACACGGAGUCAAUCAAGGCAGGCCGCAGUGACGCACUAAGAGCACGUGCCAUUCUCAGGUCUCUUGUCUCCGUGGAGGACCUGGAAGGGGUGCUAGGUCUGAGAUUUAUACUCCCUGUAGGAGGGGAGGGUGAUGGUGCAAUGCCUCCUGGACUGCUUCCAUUGCACAAGGCUUCCAUUAUCAUGUUCCUUGAGAGAGUUUAUGGAAUUGAAGACCAGUCUACAUUCUUCCGUCUGCUUGAAGACUGCAUCCUGUCAGAUUUAAGGGCUGCCACAACACUUGACAUGGCUGCUUCCUCCGAGAGUGAUAUGACCUUAGCAUUGAAUCGCUACCUGUGUGGCUCUGUGCUACCAUUGCUGACAAGUCACAGUCAUUUCUUCAUGGAUGCUGACCAUGUCUCAUCCUUGCUUGAGUCCACACUGAACACAGUAUACAGGAUGUCCAAGUGUAACUCCCUGACGAAGAAUCAGAGAGAGAUGGUGUCUGAUUUCCUUGUUGCUUUCACCAAUCAGUUGAGACCCCCAAUGAUGUCGAAGCUACUGAAGAAGAUGGCAGUAGAUGUACCAGCUCUCAAUGAGAAUACAGUGGUACCCUUGAGGGUACUGACAGAAUAUUACGAGAGAUGUGGUCGCUACUACAGUCAUGGUGGGUGGGGAUCAUUUGGUGCUGCCAGCGAUGAGGAGAAAAGGCUUACAAUGAUGCUCUUCUCUGGAAUCUUUGAUUCUCUUUCCAAAAGGGCAUAUGAUCCAGAACUAUUCUCAAAGGCACUUCCUUGCUUGUCAGCGAUUGGCUGUGCCCUGUCACCUGAUUACACAUUAACCAGUCAUGAUGACAGCUGGUUCCAUAGAGCUAUGGCAGAAUCGGAAGGGGUUUACAACCCCAGUCCUGUAGACACACAGAGGGUGCACUUGAACCAGUCUCUAGAAACUGCGAGCCUCAAAUUUGCUGAACAUUUUCAUGACAACUGGGCUCUCAAGAAGCUUGAUGAAGGCUGGGCAUUUGGUAACAACUUUGAUGAUGACAGGAAGUUACAUCCAGUAUUAAAGCCAUACAAUCUUCUUGGAGAAAGGGAGAAGGGGAAGUACCUACAGCCAGUGUUAGACUCUGUGAGAACCAUUAUUGCUUGGGGAUGGUCACUGGAACAAGAUCAGGCCAGACUGACAGCCAAUAGAGAAAGCAUGAAGAGAAGAACAUCAAAAGAUGCUUAUGACCAUGGAUACAGUCCACGACCUUAUGACCUGAGGAAUAUGACCUUGACACGUGAAAUGCAAACACUAGCAGAGAAAUUAGCUGAGAACUCUCAUGAUUUGUGGGCAAAGAGGAAAAAAUUGGAACUUGAAGAAAUUGGAGGUGGGGUACAUCCACAGCUGGUACCAUAUGAUGUCCUCACAGAAAAGGAGAAGAAGAAGGACAGAGAACAUGCACAAGAACUCCUCAAAUUUUUACAAUUCCUUGGAUUUAGGAUCCACAGCGGUGACCUCAGCAUGGGCCAAAGGAAGAAAUCUACUUCCAGACCCACGAAGGAUACUGAAGGCGAGAGUGGAGUUAACGUGUCGGCGACAGAGAAGAGGUUCGCAUACAGUCUGUUAGAAAAGCUGUUGGUAUACUUUGAUAAAGCUUCUGUCAGUAUGACGCAGACACGACCAAGUUCUAAAUACUCCAGAAGAGGCAGUUACACAACAGCUACUGAGGAUGUAAAAUUCUUUGGAAAGGUGGUCUUGCCGUUUGUGGAGAAAUAUUUCCGUGCACACAGAGAGUACUUUGUGGGAGGUCCAAAUGCUCCAAACACAAGCUCCAUGGCCUCUGUUAAAGAGAAAGAAAUGACAGCCAGUUUGUUUUCCAAGUUGACGUUCACGUUGCGUACAAAGCUGAUGGCAUUUGGUCACGAUGUUAACAUUUCAGUGAGAUGUCUGCAGGUCCUGAUACAGGCAGUAGAUGCUAGAACUGUGGUAAAGAACAGCCCAGAGAUAGUACGUUCCUCCCUACUGCCAUUCUUCAACAAUGCUGCUGACGAUCUUGCUAACCUCGUAGAUAACCUGCAGAAAGGUCGUUUCAGUCAUGUGAAGGGUACCAUAACACGUGGCGCUACAAGUCUCAACUAUGUACAUAUGGUUCUGCUGCCAGUCCUGUCCUCACUGUUUGAUCACCUUGGCAGGAACAAGUUCGGGCCAGAUCUGAUUGGUAAAUUUCGAUCUCCUGAGUCUGGUGUACAAGAUGUCCAGAUGGCUUGCUACAGAAUACUCAAUUCUCUGUACAUCCUGGGUACCAGCAGCUCCAAGUUCAUGAACAGGUUGACAGAAGAGAUAAGAAUACAAAUGGAAAAAGAUGGCUUUCUAGCUUCAUCUCAUGAGCAUCGUCCAGUCCUGGGAGAAUGUUUGAGUUCAUUUGCGGGCUGUUUCCCGGUAGCAUUCCUUGAACCCAAUCUCAACAAGUACAACAAAUAUUCCAUACUAUUUGGUCUAGAAGGCAAAAUCUCGGAACACUCUUUAGAAGCUCAAGAGGUGAUGGACUUGUUAGCUGACACACUACCUCCACUGGAGAAGAUCCGAGACGAGAUAGAUCACCUAGCUGAAUCAGGGGGAAAAUAUAUGGAGGCCCCACAUGUCAUUGAGGUCACAUUGCCCAUGUUGUGCAGUUAUUUACCUUACUGGCUUCAGAAUGGUCCUGCGAUUCAAGGUAACCACCCGUGUACAACCGUGACAGUAGACCUAAUGAACACCGUGUUGGGUAAUGUCCUCAGGUUGAUUUAUAACAAUAUUGGUGCUGAAGACGCACCUUGGAUGAACAGGAUUGCUUCGAGAGUACAGCCUAUUAUAGGCAGUUCCCAACCAGAUAUGAUAUCUGAUCAUUUCCUGCCUAUAGCUAUAAAGGUCCGAGAUAACGCCAGGAUUGUAGAACAGAAAGAGAAACAGCUGGCAUUGAGUAAAAUGCACCAACAGCACAUUGAUGAUGAUUCCGACUUGGAGGCUGAUGUCCAGUUGGCAUUUGGUAUUCUUGUGCGGGAUAUAUAUGCCUUCUAUCCCUUGCUCAUCAAGUAUGUAGACCUACACAGGUCCACCUGGCUGAAGAAUCCUACCAGUGCCGCUGAGGAAUUGUUCACUUUGAUAGCCAACAUCUUCCUUCUCUGGUCAAAAUCCAUUUUGUAUAAGAGGGAGGAGCAGAAUUUUGUGUUAUCCAAUGAGAUUGACAACAUGGCUCUGAUCAUGCCCAGUCAGACUAAACCUGUCAAUGUGGCUCUAAUUGACCCGGCAACAGAGACCAAAGCUCCAACUGGAAAGAAAAGGGAGAAGAGGCGUCUGGAGCCGCACAACAGUUUAAAUGUCGCUUGUCUGAAACGUCUGCUGCCCAUAGGUCUAAGUUUCUUCAGUGGGCGUGAACAAGAGUUACUACAGAUGGUCAAACAGAAACUUAUUACAGACCAUGAUGCUGAUCUGGAAGAUUUCUUGAUGAAAACACUAGAGGCAGAGGAAGGGCCUAUAGAUGACAAGAUCAAAUGGCAAAAAGUGUUGUACCAUAAGAUUGGAUCUGGAACCAGUUCUAACCUAGACCAACAGCGAGUCAUGGACCGUAUCAUAUCCAUGGCCAAGGUCAUGCAUGGACUUCACAUGGUAGAACAUCCUUCUGCACACCACAAGAAUGUUUGGCGUAAAGUUGUGUCUACACAGAGAAAGAGAGCCGUCAUGGCAUGUUUCAGAAUGAUACCACUACACAAUUUACCCAAACACAGAGCUAUCAACUUGUUCUUGAAGUCCUACAGAGUACAAUGGUUAGACAACGAAGAAUACGAAAAGAAAAUUCUUAUUGAUGAUCUCACGAGGUCGGAUGAAUCUGAAGAAGAAGCUGCAGAGAAGAAAGAGGAAGAAGAAGAGAAACCUGAUCCACUUAAACAACUAAUCACAUGCCUGUCACGUGCAGCAACCAAAGAACAACAAAGCAGCAUGCCUGAGGAUCCUAUCUACAUAUCAUAUGCUCAGAUCAUGAGUCAGAGUUGUAGUGGUGCUGAUGAUGACGAUGAUGAUGAAGGUGGUGAUGAGGAAGGUCCCGGUUCAUCAUUCCAGGAACAAGAGAUGGAGAAACAGCAGCUGUUAUCAGAACAAGCUCGACUGGCUGACAGAGGUGCUGCAGAAAUGGUUCUGCUCUAUAUCAGUGCAAGCAGAGGCUGUGUGGGUCCAAUGAUCUCUGAUACAAUAGAGACUGGUAUAUCUCUACUGAGAGGUGGCAACAUUGACGUGCAGAAGAGAAUGUUGAAGCACCUGAAGGACAAGAAGGACGUGGGAUUCUUCACAUCUGUUGCUGGUCUCAUGCAGCAAUGCAGUGUGUUGGACCUGGAUGCAUUUGAGAGAACCAACAAGGCUGAGGGUCUGGGUAUGAGCUCAGACUCAUCACCAGGCGAGAAGAACCUCCAUGAUGCUGAGUUCAUCUGUAAACUAUUCAGGUUCCUACAGCUUCUCUGUGAAGGUCACAAUCUAGAAUUCCAGAACUAUUUGCGUACCCAAGCAGGCAACAACACAACUGUGAACAUUGUCAUCAGUACUGUAGACUAUCUUCUCAGGUUACAGGAAUCUAUAAUGGACUUUUACUGGCAUUACUCUGGUAAGGACACUAUAGAUGCUGCAGGCAAGGAGAACUUCUGUCGUGCUAUCAUGGUCUCCAAGCAAGUCCUGGCCUCACUCACUGAAUAUGUACAGGGUCCAUGUUCCCAGAACCAGCUGACGUUGGCACACAGUAGGUUGUGGGAUGCUGUAGGAGGAUUUCUCUAUAUUUUUGCCCACAUGCAGGAGAAACUGUCAAGGGAUGCUGACCAGCUGGAGUUGCUGAGAGAGUUUAUGAAGCUUCAGAAGGAGAUGAUGAUUAUGUUACUCUCCAUGUUGGAAGGAAAUGUAAUGAAUGGACCCAUUGGUAAACAGAUGGUCGACACUUUGGUAGAAUCUUCCAGCAAUGUUGAGAUGAUCCUCAAGUUCUUUGAUAUUUUCCUCAAGAUGAAGGACCUGACAACAUCAGAAGCUUUCCUGGAAUUUGAUACAAACAAGGACGGUUAUAUAUCGGCAAAAGAAUUCCGGCGAGCCAUGGAGGCCCAGAAGAUGUAUUCACGGGAGGAGAUAGAGUACAUCAUGAUGUGUGUAGACGCCAACCAGGAUGGUAAAGUGGACUUCAAUGAGUUCACGGACAGAUUCCAUAACCCAGCCAAGGACAUCGGUUUCACUAUGGCUGUACUACUAACCAACUUGUCGGAACAUAUGCCAAAUGAUCCAAGAUUGGAGAGGUUCCUUGAGAAGGCUCGCUGUGUACUGGACUACUUCCAGCCAUAUUUGGGCAGAAUUGAGAUUCUGGGCGGAGCUAACAGGAUAGAGAGAGUUUACUUUGAAAUCAAACAGUCACACAUUGACCAAUGGGAGAAACCUCAAAUCAAGGAAUCUAAGAGAUCAUUCUUACACAGUGUGGUAAACGAGGGAGGUGACAAAGAGAAACUUGAGAGUUUUGUCAACUUCUGUGAGGACACCAUCUUUGAGAUGCAGCAUGCCACCAGUAUCAGUGCGGAGGAACAACGUAUGGCUGCCCUCCGAAGUGGAAGUUUGGGAGAUUCUAGAGGAGGUGUUCUUGAACCAGUAAAGAUGGGAUACAACUUUAUCAAGGAAGGAUUUGGAUCAUUUUUGUCUCUGUUCACGAUGUCAAAUUUACGUACGUCGUACAGGACUUUCCGCAAGAUGACUUACUGGCAAUUGUUUGUAGCUUUUAUUAAGCUCAACUUCAGAAUUGCCUUCCUAUUACUGACUGUUCUCUUCCAUAUUGUUUGGACACUCUGUCGUUUUGUUAUAAACAUGAUGAUGGGUGAGCGAGAUGAGGGCGUUGUUGGCGAAGUUCCUGUUGGGCCCCUGGCCCUGCCUGGCCCGCCAACACCUGGAGAAGUACAGAAACCUCUAGUGGCCCCUGUAGAAAUAGAAACCGCUGAUCCUAUUGUCAAUAUAGCUUUCGGAGUGGCCAUAACAAAAGAAGAAAAGGAAGAGGGCGCAACGAUCACGCUUGCGGAUGCUAAGCCACCAAUGUCUGCCCAGUCUAGCAUGGAACAGAGUGAUGAUUCAGCAACACAAGAUUAUGUAGACCAGUCUACAACCAAAACCACUCAGCCUGCUACAACCCAGGCAGACAAGCCACCAGAGCCGGAACCCAGCAUACAAACUCCAUUUGGUACACAACAUGUUGGUCCUAUACCAGCUACUCCAGUCGCUAGCCAGCCUAGUACCGAUGCUGAAGAUGAAAUUCCAUUUGAAACCAAGAGUUUUGACUAUGGAAAAUACAUCCUGAGGAUGUUGAGCAGUAUAGGGAGUUUGUUUGCACGUAACUUCUACAACUUCAAGUACCUGGCUCUGUUACUGGCUUUCUUGAUUAACUUCAUGCUGCUCUUCUACAAGGUUUCGAGACUUACCGGAGAAUUAAUGGGAGAUGAUGAAGCACCCGAAAUUGAUGCUACAAUGAACUUGACAGAAUCCGGUGGGGAUGAAGAAGAAGAAGACGUAGAAGAGUUAGUUUCGAUGUCGGAAUCCAGCUACUAUCUUGAACACAUACUACGAAUGCUCGCGAUCGGUCACUCACUGGCCGCCUUCUCCAUGUUGGUUGCAUACUACUGCCUCAAAGUGCCUCUGGUAAUUUUCAAACGUGAGAAGGAGAUUGCACGCAAACUUGAGUUUGAUGGAUUAUGGAUCGCGGAACAACCAGGAGAGGACGAUCUGAAGUCACACUGGGAUAAACUAGUACUGAGUACAUCAUCAUUCCCUGACAGCUACUGGGACAAGUUUGUCAAGAAAAAGGUUCGCAAUCGUUACGCUGAGCAAUACGAGUAUGAGGCAAUUAGUAACCUUCUAGGAAUGGAGAAGAGCGAUACAAUCACAAUAGACAAAGACGAGGGCAGUGGAGUCUUCAAGUAUUUAAGCACAGUAGAUUGGCAAUAUCAGAUCUGGAAGUGGGGUGUUAUCUUCACAGACAAUUCAUUCCUGUAUAUAGCCUGGUACUUUACUUGGUCUUGUCUCGGCAAUCUCAACUAUUUCUUCUUUGCGGCUCACUUGCUGGACGUGGCAGUCAGUUUCAACACUCUCAGAACCAUCUUACAGUCUGUCACACAUAAUGGUAAACAGCUUGUGUUGACAGUGAUGUUGCUCAGUAUUAUUGUGUACAUCUACACUGUGAUAGCCUUCAAUUUCUUCCGCAAGUUUUACGUGAAAGAAGAAGAUGGUUCUGUAGACUACAAGUGCCAUGACAUGUUAACUUGUUUUGUGUACCAUUUACACACGGGUGUGAGAGCUGGAGGUGGUAUCGGAGAUGAGAUUGAACCUGCUGAUGGCGACGCCUAUGAGAUUUACAGAAUACUCUUUGAUAUCAGUUUCUUCUUCUUCGUUAUUGUUAUACUGCUGGCUAUUAUUCAGGGUUUGAUUAUUGAUGCAUUUGGUGAGUUGAGAGAUCAGUUAGAACAGGUGAAGGAAGACAUGGAGUCCAAAUGUUUCAUCUGUGGUAUUGGCAAGGAGUAUUUUGAUAAAGUGCCUCAUGGCUUUGAGACCCAUACUACGAAUGAGCACAACUUUGCCAAUUACAUGUUCUUCCUUAUGCAUCUCAUUAAUAAACCAGACACAGAGUACACAGGUCAGGAGACAUACGUCUGGGAACUUUAUCAACAAAGAUGCUGGGAUUUCUUCCCGGUUGGUGACUGUUUCCGGAAACAGUACGAGGAUGAAAUAGGUGGAGCACAAAAAUCAUGAGAUUAACAGGAACAGGGACUUUCAAAUUGAUUGCUUUAAAAAGCAUGUUAAUAAGAUGACGAUUGUAUCAGCAUUUAAAUAUUGGAAAGUUAUACCGGACUUUGACUUUAAAUAUUUCCAGUGUGGUGAUAUUUUAAUUCAAACAGCGGCUACGGAGAUAUUGUGAUGUUAGUGCUAUGAUUAAAGAUCAAAAUGUGGGAUGACAUUUGGAAAUAUCGCAAUUAAAUUAUUGAUAUGAGAAAAUAGUGGUAGCUAGUCAAUCAAAGGAAAUAAAGAAAUGUGCACAUUUAAGAUAAUUAAAAAACAACCCACACGAACAACGAUAUGGAAUAAGUGCUGUGUAUAUAUGAAAAAAUUAGUAGAUUCUUGUGUGAAUAUCUCCCCCCAGUUCUGUGUGUGGUUGACUAUGCACACAAUUUUACCUACCUUCAAAUAGCAAUAGCGAAUUAUAUGCUACCCAUUUAGGGUAUCAAUUUUGUUAAAUUAUUCAAUUUUUUUAGAAUCUCAUCUAUUAUAAGAUAAAAUCUGACUCAUACUUAUAUCACAAUUUUUGUGUUUUUUGUGAACAUUGAAAUGUGUGUACCUAUUUUUCAUAUUUCCAACGCUUGGAGGACUAUAAUGUGCAAUAGAUAAUCAGAAUAUUUUUUUCUUGAUGGGUACUCCAUAUUUUUUGGUAAAUACUCAUUACAUGUUAAUUGUUAAAGAAGUGUUUUUUUUGUUCUUUGUUUUUACCCUUAUUUAUAUAUUUAUCAUAGAUUUUUAAAUAGCAUACUUUAUUUAUUCCAGUAUUAUAAUAGUUGGAUGUAGAUGUUUCUGUUUUUUUGUUUGUGAAAUCUUUUUUACGUUUUGAAAAAAAUUGAAGUUAAUGUUUCUUUUACCAUGUCAUCAUUUUUCAUCAGUUUUACCAAAUUACGUUGAAACAGUGUGGUAGUUUGAGAACUGGUGCUACAAUAUGAUAUAUUUAAUAGAUCAUGUUUUAACUUUGUAAAAAAUCAUGUUUUUGGUUCAAGUAACUUGGCUUGCCUUGAUUGCAAUGUUUGCAGAUAUAUUAUUAUUCAAUUCUUAGGUUAGGGAAGAUCGUUAUUUCUGGUUUUUACGGUGGAUUGGAAUUCCAUUCUUAACGAAAAACAUUUUACACACCUUGUUAAUUUCGGAGUGUUUUUAGAAGUUAAAAACUUCAUGUUUUUAAUAAAACCACCAUUACAUACAUAAAA